AUGGAGGCCUAUAUUAGAGGUCUUAUUCCUAAUUUGGCUCAGCUUUGUGACAUGCCUACAGAAUUUGUUCAAAUGUAUUGCCACAUAGCUGCACAUAAGUUCUUCUUCUUUUGUGAUCCCAGUAGGCGAGAUGAUGAAGGGAGCUGCAUUACAUUACCGAUUGCUUUUGACCAUAAAAGACAACAGUCUGCUCCUUCCACAGUCAUUUUCGUCACCCACGCGCACCCCUAUCCAAGUGUACUACACACCCCACCUUUACACGCGUACACUCUCACGUGCCACCAUCCGGAACAGACAUAUAAUGGAAUUCAAUUCGUAAGCGGGCCCCUUCCUUCAUCUCAUUCCCAUCCCCACCAAAAAAGUGAAAUAUGUGAGAGAGAAAACACACACACACACUUGCACCAACGUUUGCAGAGAGAGUUCCAAAGCCUCCAAUUUUUAUUUCUAUCUUCAAUCCAUUUCCGUACGUUACAUUCAUUCUCGGUUUGGAAAAUUAUUUGUUAUGGCCGGGAGCAUUAA
Lactuca virosa is the source of this 519-nucleotide messenger RNA. NCBI's taxonomy places the organism in Eukaryota, Viridiplantae, Streptophyta, Magnoliopsida, Asterales, Asteraceae. The record is from the annotation of a GenBank genome assembly.